Molecule: messenger RNA, 2111 nt
Organism: Periophthalmus magnuspinnatus
Lineage: Eukaryota; Metazoa; Chordata; Actinopteri; Gobiiformes; Gobiidae
Exons: 11
Coding region: 24-1748 (574 amino acids)
Biological process (GO): cell surface receptor signaling pathway
Cellular component (GO): plasma membrane
Source: RefSeq, a predicted model, not a curated record
AGUCUAUCUCCAGCUUAGACAACAUGGGCUGCUUUAAAAAAGAGUUUCUAAGCUUAUUUUUACUCAUCUCAUUAAAUGAUGUGUGUUUUUCCAAUGUGAUCCAGAAGGACAUAUUGUUGGAAUCUGAAGGAGACAGUGCCACACUCCCCUGUAACCACACUAAAGGAGCAUCUUAUUAUCAAAUGUACUGGUACAGACAGAGGUCUGGAGAAAACAUGAGACAAAUUGUAUUUACAAGGACCACAACUACACCUGAUUUUGAGCCAGACUUUAGAAAUAGUAGAUUUAAAGUUACCAGGCCAAAUGCUGAAAGUGGGACACUGGCAGUGGAAAACCUGGAGUCUGGAGACAAUGGAGUGUACUUUUGUGCUGUCAGUAUGCACAGUGAGGCAAACCCAUUUAAAAGGAGAACACAAACUCAACACAAACUAAUGCAGAAUCACCUGCUGAAUUUGGCAAGUACUCAGUUUACUCUACAGUGGCUGGUGUCUAGUGCAAUCGAGUCCAGCUAUGCGUCUGUUGUAGCGAAUCAGUCUAAAUAUGCUGUCACCCAAACUCCCAAAGACAUCAUCACAGCCCCGGUUAAGGACAUACAGAUAGACUGCAGACAUUCAAACUCAGACUUCGACAUGAUCCAGUGGUACAAACAAACUAUUGGACUCACAGACCUGACCCUCAUUGCUUAUGCCAGAUUCACCAGUUUAGAUGUAGAAAACACAUUUAAAACCUUGUAUGAAGUUAGCGGGAGUUCCACUACAAAUGUCCAACAAAAUCCAACAGACAUAAUCGUUACAAAGGGACAACCAAGUGAAAUAGAAUGUUCUCACAGCAUUCAAGACUACAACCGUAUAUACUGGUACAAGCAGAACAAAGACUCAACUCAACUACAGCUUCUGGGAUACAUGAACAUGAACGAUGGAUAUCCAGAGAAAGGAAUAGAUGUGGAGAUUAAAGGGAAAGCAUUAAAGGAUGACUGUGGGUCUAAUGAGAGAGACACAGAUCUGUGCCUGGAGCUGAGGCCUGUUCAGGAGAAAAGACAAAAACAGUCAGAGUUCUGGAUCAUCCAGGCCACAGUCUGCUCUAAAGAAGACUUUGUUUUUACGAGCGAGGUCAGAAGAACGGAGAAGUUUGAAAAACUGGCAUUUGAGGCUAGAGUUCUUAUGAGGACUUUUGAUAUCAAGCUUGAGCUCUGUGCCAACUAUGAAGCAUAUUUCGGCCAAGGGACCAAACUGACUGUUCUGGAAAAAGGCAUAGACAUCACAGCACCAAAAGUUGUAGUUGUUCCCCCGUCCGACAAUGAGCAGCCCAGGAGCAGUGGGGAAACUAAAGCUAAGACAUUGGUCUGUGUGGCCAGUGACUUCUACCCUGAUCACGUGACCGUGUCCUGGCAGGUCAAUGGACAGCCCAGAAAUCAUGGCGUAUCUACUGACAGCGCCCCCCAGAGGAAAGGCACGAGUUACACCAUCAGCAGCCGCCUCAGGGUCGAUGCAACAGAGUGGACCAGCCCAGAAAACUGUUUCACCUGCAUUGUUAUGUUUUACGAUGGGAAAGAUUACAUCAAUCAACAUGAUACAGUUUGUGGCGUUGAAGGAAAAGAUGAUGGUGGCUUGACAAGAGAGAAAUACCUGAGGAUUACCCAUAAUGCCAAACUCUCAUAUGUGGUCUUCAUUGUCAAAAGUGUCGUCUAUGGGCUCUUUGUGGCUUUUCUGGCCUGGAGGAUUAAGCGUUUAAAUGGAAAACAAACCUAAGUCGAACAGAGAUUCAAGUUGACAUUUAUAGAAGAAUCAUCUCGUUAGUGCCCUUGUUCACAUGCACACCAAGAUCUGAUUCUGAUCUGAUUCAUGGAUCUAUAAGACAACAUAAAUUACAUAUAAACUGCAGAUUCUGAUGUGAGUCAUCAAAGGGACUAUGAUCAGAAAGAAAUCAGAUUAUCAUUUGAAUUACAAGUGUGCACAUAACUGCAGCUAGUGCACCAGGAUGGAUGCUUAGUGCUUAAUUUAGCAUAGAAUCAUUUGCUUGUGUAAAUACUGUUCUUGUUUAUUUCUGGCAUUUCUUAAACCUGUACAGCACUUUGCUGACUGUAUUUUCAAUGUGUUCUAUAAUAAACAUUG